GGCCACAAUGAAAUUACCGAGUCGAAACUAAAUCUCCAUUGGUGCUCACUUUCUCAAGGCAAGUUAUUACGUUUUGUCGAAAUCUCGCAUAACGUUUCAUGUGGACGAUGAGUUCUGGCGACGAAGAGAACGAUGAAGGUAUUGAACCUGGGCUUAUUGACGAAACGGACCCCGUGUUCCGUUCUGUCGCCGAAGCGGACGUGAGCUUGGAUGAAAUGAUGAGUUUGGCAUGUCGGCAAGGCAAACUCGACAUCGUGGAGUUGUUGUUGGAAAGCGGAGCCCACGUUGACUAUCGAAACAAGGCGGGGAAUACACCUUUGUUGGAGGCGUGCAGUCAGGGACACGUCGAUGUGGCACGUUAUUUGUUGGACCACAACGCCAACAUUGAUGCCCCCACGGAGACCACUUCUGACAGUGCCCUCACUUGGGCUUGCACCCUUGGCAACGAGGCCAUCGUGGAGUUGCUGCUGGAAAGGACGUCUGAUGUUGAACACCGAACUAAAGAUGGUUGUACAGCUCUGAUGUUUGCAGCUUUGGCUGGUCAUGUGAAAGUGGCUGCCAUGUUGCUUGAUCAUGGAGCCAAGAUCAAUGUUGAGUCAGAUAGCAACAAGGAUAGCCCCCUUACCUUUGCAUGUUGGAAGGGGCACUGUGAUGUUGUUGAGCUGCUUCUGGAGAGAAAUGCCAACAUUGAGCACCGUACCAAGGAAGGGUUCACUCCUCUUAUGUUUGCUGCUCUUGGGGGACAUACUGAUGUUGCGCGCAAGUUACUUGAAAGGAAGGCAAAGGUCAAUGUACCAAGUGGAAGUAAUAAUGAUAUUCCACUGACAAGUGCUUGUUGGAAGGGUCACCAUGAUGUAGUUAAACUUCUGCUGGAGUUUAAUUCCAAUAUCGAGCAUCGCACUAAGGAUGGCUGUACCCCACUUAUGCUGGCGGCACGGUAUGCAACCCUUGAUAUUUGCCUCUAUAACAUAAGAAAAUUAGUGUACAAUGCCUCCAUAAUGUUCAGUGGAAAAUGAGUGGUCUAUGGUAAAGUUAAAGUGAGGUUACGGUUAAAGGCAAGGUAGAGUGAGGAGAGUUUUUGCGAGUAAAUAUGUCCCCACAUGUAUAAGUUUUAAAUUUCCUCUUAUAUUUUCAAAACAGAAUCAUUGAUAUCAUCUUCAAUUUAACAAGUUGGCCACAUUUCCCCAUUGUCUAUAGUCUAAUCCAACAUGAUGACGUCAAACAUCUUCAAGACUAAAUUCAAACCCCUUACCUCUUGCCAGUGGCAAGCAAGUCCAUAUUCCUGAUUGAGGAUCUUUUAGCAUUGUAUUGUCAACCUUGAUAAUUCACGUCUGUUUGCUCAUUGUGUUCCAUUCAGUCAGCAAAAAGUGUUCGUAAGUUUUGCUAAGUUUCUAGUAGACAGGGCAUAAUAGCUUAUGUCCAAAACUGAUAGAUGAAUUUUGAAUAUUUCUCUGCACUCUAUGUCAAUAAUGUGGAAAGCUAUAUUACAAAGGAUGGAGAUGCACAAAACGUGAAAAAAGAAAAGAUUAUGGAAAAGAGAAGUGAUCGCUUGAUAAAUGUUCUUUUUCAAUUUUGACAGCCAGGCUAUUUUUCACUACUUCCUUGAUUCUGUUAUGAUCAGAGCAUUCAAAUAAUUUUUCAGUUGGAAAAUGAUGUGGAUAUAUGAGAUGAAGCUUUAUUGAGGAAUCCUUUCUUCAGAGAUACAUUUUGUCUACAGUUAUAGUUCUAGAAUGAUUUUGUACUCAACUAAGUUCAAGGAAAAACCUUCACUGUUUUUUUACUUAAUCGACGUCUGAUCCAGAGAUCAAUUUCUGAAAUGGUUUUCCUGUUAUAAUUUGUGAAGCUUUUAUCAAUGAUGAGAGUGACAAAAUUUUUGUUGGGAAGGUGUGCAUUUCUUUGAAUGAAAAAAUAAUUCCCAGUAAUUUACUCAUCGUUUUAUAACACUAAUGUUUGGCUUUUUCUAUAGUUCAGCUGGUUUUAAUUUCAAUAUUCCAUUAUUGGUGUUUUUUCUCUUAGUCUCCUUAUUUUUGGGUUGGCAGGAAGUGUAGGAUUCUGUCAGCACCUGUUUUCUUUGAUGCUGAAUUAUACAGGUUACUUUUGGCUGUAUGUCUUUAUUCUGUCAUUCAGACGGUGAAUCUGUCAGAAAGCAGUCUGUUUUACACUUGUUUAUAGUAAUGCUUGUUUCGCAUUGCUUUUCGUGUAUCUCACAACUCAGUAAUAUCUUGUUUGUUUUUGAUGUGUUAAAUAGACACUUUCCCAAAAUAGAAAGCACAAACUGACAUCAUUAAAUCUCAUAUGUCGCUGGAAAUUUAUACCAUUACAUGAAUUUUGCAGUAUUUAGUGUCUGGUGUGAAGAAUUUUUGUUUUACAGAAAUUCAUGAUAUAUCACAUAGAAAAUCUUAUACUAAAUUGAUCAUUUUGGGUAAGGUUCACUAGAAUAAUUUUUUCUUAUUUUUUUAAAUCCACUGAUGAGGAUACAUAGUAUUGUUCGUGAACAUCUUUUAUGAUUUUUUUUUUGUCAUUUAUUAGUGAACUGGACAAGAUUGGCUCUCUAAGGUUUAACCAUCUAUUUAAUAACUAAAACCAUCAAUUCUCUCUUGUAAAUUCAAACAAUGGAAGGUUUUAUAUUAUUAAGUCAAUAUUUUUUUAUGUGAAUAUCUCCCGUAUUUAAAGCAUUGAUAUCUCUUACUUUUGGUGCAGCCCAUAAGCAAUUUUUUUUGUGAUUAUUUAAAAUGAUCAUUCUGAUGAAUUCCUUUUUAAAUUUCAAGAUUGAAUUUAAAGGAUGUGAUUUUUUUAUUAAAGAAAUCAAUCUUGUAUUUUAAAGUCAACCAAUAGUCGGUUUGCUUACCAUGCAUUGUUUGUUCAAAUUUUGCAAUUUUAUGCUAAAUCAAAACUUUAGAUAGUUUCCUCAUCAUACUGGUAUUCUGAGUGAAAAUCUUUACUCAUGAGCUUCACAAUCAAUUUGAUUCCCUUAAAAUUACAGGAGAACCUUUACUUAACAGAAAUAAUUACUAUUAGUUGUGCCAUUUUUGUAAAACUUGUAUGUGUUGUUGCUUACCAUAAUUUAAGGUCAGAAUUGAAAAAAAAAAUUGUAAAUUUUUGAGCAGUGACAGAUAGAGUAUUGCCACAUAUGAUUUAACUAAUUCUAAACAAAUUUGAAAGGCUAAUGCUGGAAAUGUCAGUUUUACAACCUCUUUAAGGUGGCCAGUUUAUAUUAUCAACUUAGCUGAUAAAACUGAAUUAUCUUGUUAUUUCCCUCACUGAUGCUGCACUGCAGUUUCCUUCAAAACUUACCCACUUUAUUCGUAUCUGGUUUCAGACCAGUUUGCUUUGUGUUUUGGCUUGUUACAGAUUCACUCCCUCUUUCUCAAUAGACAAAAACUGCAAAUGACUUGCUCAAGUUUUACAACAUAGCUAUGUUUAAGACAUAAUUUAAGUUGAUUCAGUUGAGAGUGCUUUAAAAAUCUCAAAGAUUUCUUGCCAAUUUUUUGAUAGAAUUGGCCCAAUAACUGUUAAGUAUACUGUACAUGUCCUGUGCAGUUGAAUGUGGAAACAUAACAAAGUUCUGUGAAUAUACUAGGAAAUGUUUCAUAGCAGUGGAAAAAAAUUUUGUUUGUAAUGAUUCUUUGAAUCCUCUUUGGAUCAAAAGUAAACACAGUAAAGAUUAUGCAGUUUUGCUUAUUGGACUUUUGUGUUUAUGAAUUAGUAAUGUACUCUUAUUAUCUACCAUAGCAACAGUACUAUUUUAAUCCUUCUAAGAAAAAUAAUAAGUGAAUCCAGUCUUACAACUUUGCAUUUCCUAUUGGUACUUGACAUUGUUAGUACUUGAGUUUUCUGUGGUUGAAAUUUUUUACUUAAUGAUUUGGAAUUGGUGAAUUUUCCAAUCCCUAUACUUCUGACCAUUUGAUCUUUGAUUAAAUUUCCUUAUUGGUGGUUUUCAGCAUUAUUUUAUUUCUGUAAACAAUCAUUGUUUCUUGCGUCACUAAGGUAUAAUGAUUUGUUUAUAUAUGUUUACCCUUAAGACAUGCAAUAUCAUUGAAAUUUGCAUGAGCUUUCCAUGCAUUAACAUUUGUUUUAUUACAACUAAUGAUACUCUUAAGCUUCUUUCUCAGUCAGAUUCUUUUUAGUCAAGUUAGAACCAUUUCAAAGCCUCUGAAUUAAAAUCAUCUUUCUUCAGAGUAUUGGACAUCUUUUAAAGUGAACUUGGAAAGAUCUGACUGUGACUUGUGUGUUUAUAUUGAAGAGUUUUGCAGCAAAUUUAGAAGCUAAAAGGUUUUUUAAUCAUUUUAAUCAUUGAGGCAAAAAAAACUUGAAGGACUGUUUCUUGAUAAAAGUUAUGGUAUAAAGGUAGCCUGGUAUGGUCAUUUUGACAAAAAGUUGCCAAUUUUUAAAUCAGUGAAAAUGUUUGAGAGCAGACCAGCCACUACUACAUGUAGACAAGUGCUUUUGCUAGAAAAAUGCUCUCAGACAAAUGUGGUAUUUGUUAAAGAAAGUUGUUUCAAGUUAGAUGUCAAACUACUGUAUUUGGUUAAGGUAGUCUAAGCAUUUGAGUUUCUCCCAUUUUUUUUAUCUCUGAAGCUCACUACAAAAUUAAGUCAUCAUAAAUUGAAGAUCCUACUCUAAAAUCCAUAAGAUCAUGAAUGCUGUUCCACUCAAGCACAACUUAAUUAACUUAAUAAUAGACAAAUUUUUUUCUGGGUCAGUUACUUGUUAAUUUAAUGGCAUCGAAGAACAAGAUGAAGAAUUCAAUUCCACACUCUUUGACAGUUACAUUAAAUGAAUAAUAUAUAGAAACAAGCAUGUAGAUUUGAACAGAAAAAACAAUUUUUUAAAAGAAAAAGUAAAACAAAAACUUUUGUUCAGUCAUCAGCUUAAUUAACACUUUCUAUGAUAUGAAGUGCCAUUUAAAUAAAAUCUGUCAAAUAUCUCAGUAAUAGCAACAGUAAGCUUUAGCAAAAUUCAAUAGGUCGUCAUCAGUGAGAACUAAACAUUCGAAUAUGCAUUCUGCAUUUUUCUACAGGGAGGGUCACUAUUCAGUGGCCAAGUUGAUUCUUGAUAGCAAUGCGGAAGUUAAUGUCCCCUCUGGAAGUGAAAAUAAUAUCCCACUUACAUUGGCUUGCUGGAAAGGUAAUGUUAUUAGAAAUGUUGGGAGUUCCCUAAAUGAUAAAAAUGAUGAUGAUGGUUAAGUCUGUACUUGAGCCAAGUAGCCCAUUCAGCUAGAGCUUAUCCCAGUUUCCAUAGCAUGAAGUGACAAGAAGGAUUACUACUCCCCUCCUGGAUGGAUGCCAGUCCAUCGCAAGGUUUACCCCUCAGUAUUUCAUCAGACUUCCCUGACUAUUUACUGAUACCCAUUUAUACUCCUGGGCAGAGAGACUCACUGUAAAAAUGGAGUGUUUGUACAAGAACACAACACAUUGACCAGGCCAGGUCUCGAACCUGGACCUCUCAACCUGGAGUCUAGUGCAUGGACCACUAGGCUACCGAGUCUUCCAUGGAGGAGGAUGAUGAUGAUGAAUUGUACAGGCACAUAAAAUCACUUAUUGCAUUUCUGUUGUAAGAGUAUUAUUACUUUAUCUUACAAUGGAGAAGGGAUGUGUGUCCACUUGAAGUAGUCUCCAACAUAUGGUGGGUACACUUUAAAUCACUCCAUGCUAUGAAAAUCAUAGUAAAAUUCUGGAGGCUGAGGGUAAACAUGGCUUGUAUAGGAACUGAUGUAAGCUUUGAGUGUCUUAGUCUGAGGGAAACAUCUUGAAUUAUUUGCUCUCAUAUUCAUAGGUCAUACUAAUGUGGUGGAACUUCUUUUGGAACAUAAGUCAAACAUUGAGCAUCGCAACAAGGCGGGUUGUACCCCUUUGAUGCUAGCCUCAAGGUAUUGUUAUAAACACUGUUGUAAAGGAUACAUCUUUGAAUGUAUGAAACAAGUUCAAUUAAGACUCCAAGUUGAACAAAUAAAAACUUUUUUUUAAUUCACAACCUUAAUGUAAUAAAAUUCCCUUUUCCAGGGAGGGCCAUGUAGAAACCACUCGUCUUUUGCUGAACAAAGGAGCGGAAAUAAACACACCUUCAGGGAGCAAUGAUGAUACACCUCUCACUCUGGCCUGCUGGAAAGGUAUUCAUGUCAGAAGAAGCUUGUUAUAGUGUUUUUUGUGUGUGUUUAUGGUAAGUUCCCAGCUGGCAAGUAAUGUGAGAUCUGAGAGAUUUGAGUACAAUUGAACAACCAUGGCCUUCCUAUUUUUUUUGGACAAUCAGGACUAUUGAAAAAGGGAAGGGAGAAGGGACAUUGAAUCCUGAUCAUUUUGGGAUCAAGAUGACCUCUAUGCUAUAAUGUGUCUGACAAUUACAAAAAUUUCAAUUUGGACUCAAGGGUCACACCUUGUACUUUAGUCACCAUGUAGUUUUAGUCAGCAAUUUGCACUGGGUUGAAAUGUAAUGUGGGAAGCCACGUUAAAAUGUCUCUUAUCAACAGAGAACAAAAUUUAUCCUUGGCUGGCCCAAUGAGAACCUCAGGUCAAUUUCUCCUCUAACCCAACAUUAACCCUAACUUUUUAUCAGUUGACUGUAGUUAGGGUUAAGGGAGGGGUAAGUGUGCAGUUACUCAAAUACUGACAUUGAUGCAAAAGUUCCUGCGAAGAAAAGUAGACAGUGUGAUAAAAAUUCAGAGCCAAGUGAACAACAACAAAAAUAGGGAACUAAAAUAUCACAAGUUUGUGAUACAUAAUUUACCCCUGCAAGGAAUCCUUUCAAACUUUGGAAAUGCUUAUGCCUUUGUUUGCCUUGCAGGUCAUGUUGAUGUUGUCAAUCUACUUCUCAAACACAACUCCAAGGUUGAUCAUCAAACUAAAACUGGCUGUACACCUCUUAUGGAGGCUACAAGGUUUGCUCAUGCUUAAACCUUUCAUUCCCAAUGUCCAAUAAGUGAUUCUCCUUUUUAGCUACUCUAUCUUUCCUUGCCUUGAAAAUCAAGAUUUGUUUUAUUUCCAUUGCUAAAAGCAAAUCUCACAUUCAGUACUGAUAUUGGGGUUAAAUUCUCAGGGAGGGGCACGUCGCUGUGGCAGAACAGCUUCUUGCUCAUGGUGCUGAUGUAGAACUUCCAGACAACUAUGGUCAAAGUCCUCUAUUUAUGGCCUGCUGGAAAGGUUUGUGCAUUUACAUGUAGCUUGUUAAUUCAAACUGUCAUUUUUGUAGCACCAAAGAUUUUUUAUUACUAUGAGUUUGCAGAACUGAUUGCAUUUUUCAGGGAUUAAGUAUUUUAAAAUUACAAUUUUGACUUGAUCCUAAAAAAUGGGUACAGAAAAUUUUUGAUAAUACAUGAAUUCCUUGAAAAACUGUACUGAGAGCUUCUGGUUGUUCAACAUGGUGAAAACUUUUGCUUGUGAAGAGCAUGGAUUGUGUGAUUGACAACAAGACUUACAUGUACUGUAACUGUAAUCUUGUAAUCCAGUGAAUGAUGUAAAAUUCUGGGUUGCACAAGAGUUCAAACUCAAUGAACCUGUUGCACUAGAUAGUAUCUGACACUGGAUUUAAGUGGAAAUGCUACUAUUAUCUCAGUGGCAGAAGCAGUGAGCAAUAAAAUUUGAAUUAGUUCCUCACCCCUACUGCUGAGAUGUUUCAAUUUUAAUUCCCACCACCCCUGUGGAAAUCCUAGUUGGUAUUGAUUUAUAUUUCUUUAAAAUUAUGGCCUAUGUGACUCCCUCCUACUUGGGAAUUUCAUUGACCCCAGUCUGCGCAGGAACAGAUAAAUGCUAUCAGUGUACAAUUGCUGCAAUGCUUACCUGUAUCAAGCAAGGUUUUGUGCUUUCAAUUCAUUCUCUGUGAGGGGCUUGUAAUUUAGCCCAAGGUAUCACUGCUCACAUGCACUAAAGACAGACUAUUUGCAUUCUAUCAUUUGCACUUAAGGGAUCAUUUUUAUAAAUGGUUUUUGUUUUGCUUCUCAUUUUCCUUAGGUCACAGAGAUGUUGCUGAACUUCUUCUUGAAAAUGUUGCAAAUAGAGACUGCCGAACAAAAACUGGUAUCACCCCACUGUUCCAGGUAAGGCAGGAUGUUUGAGAUAAACAGUUCACAAUGCAUGCUAUUGAAAAGAAAAAGGUUAACUUAACAACAUUCUCUCUUUUUCUUUCUAGGCAUGUCGUGAAAAUCAUGUAGAUGUGGUAGAACUGUUGUUGGAUUAUGGAGCCAGUGUGAAUGCACCAUUCCCAAACAGCAGGUACAGUGUAGGUUUUAAAGAUGCAGAAGCUGAUUUGCAGGAUUUGGAAUCUGUCUGUUGUGUAGACAAGACACUCUACUCUCACAUUACCCUCAAGUAUGGAUAUUUUUAGUUGGUUAUCAAAGGUGGAAUGAGAAAUCUCAGUUGAGUAGGCUGUAAGGACUAGACUAUGACUGGUCCCUGCUUUUUGGCAAAGUGCAUUGCAGGAGUAAAAAAAAAUUAUAUUUGUGCUGGGAUCAAGAUGUUUUUUAAAUGAUUUUUUUGACUCAUGUGACAGACCUUGCCUUUAAAUAGGGACUACUCAUAGUCAGGUGAGGACUUGCUGUCCCUUCCAGUUCAAAAUGAGUACUGUCAUAUUACUUCACUCAAACUUCAGUGUCUAAAUAACUGAAGUAGAUAGCAAGAAUUUCAAUUUCUAUUUACCGUGAAUGCUAUCUUUAAGCCCUCUAUUGGAGUGAAGCCACUUCCUAGAUUUUCCACAGUUGAAAUUCAAUUUUUCUUAAACUGUUACUAAUUUACAUUGCAAUUUUUAAUUGUUAUUUAUUUACCCACAGGGAAAACCCACUGACUCUUGCAGGGGAGAAAGGUCACGUUGAACUUGUCUCCCUGUUACUAAGCAGGUUAGUUAAGGUUGCAGUUGUUUUUAAUCACAUUGAUUAUUUCUGCUGAGAAAUUUUCAGAGCUAUUGGAAAACAGCUUUUCCUUUUUGUGAAAGCUGGGUCAAAGAUGUAAAAAUUUAGGAGGAGUCUGAAGGGAGUGAGCUGGAUUAUAUGCAGGCAACUGAUCUGUUAUUCCAAUAAUAUGAUGUGGACUUCCAAAGAAUCACAAUUCUCUGCCCUAUUUGUAAAACAUGUGUAGAGAAUACUUCCUCGCCUUUCUUGUGCUUUGUGAAGCAUUAAAAAGAUUUGUUGCAAACUUUAAGGUGUAUGUGUAGUCUGGAAGUUCUUUAAAUAGUGUCAUUGUUAAAAUUAAACAUGAUAUCUUCAAAUUCCUUGAAAGGUGCAGGAAGAAAAUUGAAAAUUUUCCACAAACACACUUCAGUGUUUCUGUCCAUUGUGUUAUAUAUUUUUAGCACCUAUACAUAUGCCCUUGUAAAAUGUGUAUCAGUGGUCAAUUUUGUGUCCAACAAAUUAGUCCAUGUUUGGUGAAAUAAUUUCAAUCAUUUUGAAAUCCAGUGAAUGAUGUAAAAUCCUGGGUUGCACAAGAGGUCAAACUCAAUGAACCUGUUGCACUAGAUAGUAUCUGACACUGGAUUCAAAAUAAAAUACUUCACUUGCAAGGGAUUUUUUGUUCAUUGUACACAUUUUGCACUGAAGUUGAAAUGCAGGUGACUAUCAUACGAGUAGUUUUGAGAGGUUUCUCCCAGAAAUCUCAGCUUAUUUUCUUGUCUUCUUUCCAUCCCUUUAGGAAUGCAAAUGUUGAGUGUCACACCAAGAAAGGCUGUACUCCAUUCCAUCUGGCUUGUAAAGAAGGUCAUUUAGAAAUCGGUGUACAGCUUCUUGAGAAAGGAGCAGAUACAGAGGUGACAAAUUAAAACUUGAAUAGAAGCAUGUUAAGUCAAUGUUUAACCCUUUAACUGUCAUGAUUGACCAAGAGAGAAUUUCUUCUUACAGUGUCAAUACAAUAUCAAGCAGGCAAGUGAUGAGAAUAAAGAAAAUAUCAGUUAGGGGAUUAUUAGUUGAUCCAAUACCGAAUUCUCCUAACUAACAUCAUGAGAACUGUAUGGCAGAAAGUAAGGAGUAUUUCUAAUGAGAACUUUGGAGUUUAAGGGUUAAGUCGAUAUUUAAAUGAAGAAAGACACAGCAGCUUUGGGGUUAACAAACUGCACUCAAGAUCGAAAAGUUUGAGAGCUAUUGUGGGAUUUUUUAUUGUUCAUAUUGUUUAAAUACCGUUCUGGAUAUCUCGCGCAGGAGAGGGAUUAUUUUACAAAAUUGUCCAAUAAUGUUACAGUUACAAAUCAACGGUUCAUCUUAAAUUGCAAUAUUAAUCUUGUGCUUCCUUGGUUGCAGGCUACUGACUCCCGAAACAACACUCCUCUUGUUGCGUCCAUGAAGAAUGGACAUGUGGAGGUUUGUUGUUAUUAUUAUUAUUAUUAUUUUUAUUAUUUAUUUAUAUUUUCUUUAUGGUGCCAGCGAGCACAAUUUGUUCAAAUUUCUAUCACACGUUUUUUUGUCGCUGUGAUUCCUUUAAUACUCACCAAGUUAAGUAGGACCUUUUUUCUGUGUAGAGGAGUAUAAUCUCAUUCGCCUCAAGAGCUUGAGCAAACAGAAGGUACACCGUAAAUGUGGAAAAACGGAAAGAAGUCUCGCAUUUUCCUACAAGCAACAAGCAUUUGAUUGAGGGGUGAAAUAGUUACAAGCAAUUUAAAUUUCAUACAAGCUUUCUGUUUGCGUUAAAGUGUAUCGCAGAAUUCUGAGAACUUUUGUUCACUUCUAUCGAUGAAAUUGCACGCUCCUUUAAAACACGUCUCGGUUUUCACUGAACUUCUCCGUUCACUUCUUAAAUAUAAAUACAUUUAACACCGUUUUUCUCAAGUUUUCGGUCAAAUGUUCUCAACUCUCGGUAACACGAACCUUUUUGAAUUUCUGUUGAAGCUUUGUGCUUUUGGAAGUCGACAUUUUGUUCAGUGUGAGUCUGGGAAAAGAAAACAAUUGCAUUGAAUGAAAAUUACCCUUUGCGUGCGUACACAAGAAUCUGUUAGCCCUAUGAAGGGCGGUUAUCACUUGGUUUUGGAUCCCGAAAGGACCAAGUUUAAUAUAAACCUAAAGUACCUUUCGACUUUUCACCUAUAGGUUGUGGAGUGGUUACUGAAUGUUGUCAAUCAUCUUCCGUCUGAAGAUCAGUGCCAAAAGUGUCUCGUCGCACCUGUGGACGAUAAAGAAAAACAUGACGACAUGAUGCUUGGAAGAACAAAGUGCUACGACUUGGUCACCAAGGUCAGUUGCAAAGAGAGGGCAGUAACUCCUUUAGAGUCCACGUUAGUUAAAUGUCAAAAGUAAUCUUGGAUUACAGUGGUUUUUCCUUCACCGCUUUUGGAUCGUGCGGGAAGACUCGCUCCAAAUUCUCAACAAAUCAGAUGCGAAAUCGCAACUAAUCGCGACUUGUCGUUGAUCCUUGGAGCACUUGUCCUCUGAGUAUCGUAAAACCAAAACCAAGCUUAUUACAACAGCCAAUUAGAAGAAAGGAAGAUACCUAUUAGGAGCCAAUGAGAACUCGAAGUAAAAUCCAAACUGUCUAAAGCGCGCGAAAACGCGAGCGACCACGGCGUGAUUGGUCUUAGUCUUGACUCUUAUUGGUUGAGAUUGAUGAGAGUUUUCUGAACCAAUCACAGAGCGUAGCAACAAAGCAAUCCCGGAGUACUUUCGACACUCAAUCGAAAAUUGCUCCCUCCCAGGCUCCUGGCGGUAUGGUUGAUUUUACUCUUUCUUUGACUUCUCGUUCGUUUUUUUUGUUUAACCUUUUUUUUUUUAUCUUUGGUUAUUUUGAUUAAUUGUUUUCUUUUACGACACUGCGACAUGAAGCGUUGUGUUAACACUUCUUAUAGUCACUGGUACAGGGUUUUUGAUAUUGUCUGGUUAAUUUCUUUGUAUAAUUCCCGCUGUUUAGGCAAAGAAGGCAAGGGAACAGAAAGUACAGAGGAAUACAGAGAUCUUUUUGAGGGUUAGUGCUGUUUUUUUUCUCGUCAUCUUUACUACUUACCAUAGAGCUUUAUACUUUGUUGUUUACUUGAGGUAAUUUUCCUCAGCUCAAACAACCCAACAUCUCUUUACAGAGCUCCUGUAUCGACCAUUUGUAGGUCUUAUGCCGAGAUUUUUAGCUGCAGCCCAAUGUUUAUAGAUGGAGUCUUGUAUUUUUUUUUUUAGGAACUCGAACACGAGAAAGAGAAAGAAGACAUCAGGAAGAAGAAGGCAGCAGCAAAACGAAGAGACAAGAGGAAAAGAAAGAAAGCAGCCAAAGACAGCGAAACAUUGUGUGGAGUACAAGUGGGCGAGGACUUACCGCUUGAGAACAGACCGCAAGAGAUGGCGGAUGACUUCGACCACGAUCAAGAGGAUAACGUGGGUGAUGUUGUGGAUACCACACGAGAGCCGUGCUCUGAAGAACUACUUACUGAAAAUAACCACCAGGAAAUGAAAACAGAUGAGAAAGAAUACCUCCUCGCACAAGACGCUUUGAAAAAUAGACAGAUUGCUGAUGAUGAUAGAAAUAAACUCAAGAUUUGUCCCAGUAAUAAGAGAUCUACUCUUGAUAGCGGGCAUGCAAAGCCUAAAAGACCUCUCAGCAGCACAGGGGAUGUGUCGACGCCGCAGAACUCUCUUUGCCCUCAUCAAAAGGGCCGUGCUCGAAGUCAGAGUGCAGGGAAAGAAACAGAGUUGAAGAAUAACACUUUGCCAGAUAAAAAUUCUAGAAAGAAAAGCGAUGAACCUGCCAAGAUCACUAAAAAGAAAAUCAUUCCUUCGAACAGCGACAAAGCGGACUCUGUAAAGACGCAGAAAAUUGAGUUGAAGACUAAAACAACCAGCGAGGUAACACAGUCAGUGACGGUGAAUUGUGUGAAACCAGACGUGAAACAGCAAACCAAGGCUGAAAAGCCGUCGUCGAAGAAAGAAUCAUCCGAAAAGGCGAAUAGCUCUGCGAGCAGUCCUAAAAAGAACUCGUACAGCAGCAAGCAGCAAAAUGUCGGAAAUACAUCUUCUGUGGGUGACAAAUCGUCCAGUUCAAAGGAUUCUAGCGUCAGUGGAGCGGCAACAACUAAAAAGUCUUUCGAUGCAACUCAGCCAUUUGUUCGAAAAGGGAAAGACACCACAAAUGCUGUUGACAAUAAUACACCAACGACCUCCACAGUCACUGAUAGUAGGACUUCUACAAAGGGUACACUCGCUGCAGGACAUUUGUCAAGUGGUAGCAACAAGACAACACCUACUGAAGGAGAACGAGAACACAAACCAGGUGAGUCACUUCAAUUCAGGUCGGUUCUUGUUUUUCUUCUACCAAGAGUCAAAUUCCCCACACUUGGUCGCCAAAGUGCUGGGCACGAUGAGGAAAAUUGUCCUAGGGUGGGGAGGGUGAGGGGGACAAGCUACGAUACAACCAGGUUGGAAAAGAUUGAAGCGAGCCAAGACUUUUGCCUCUUAAUGUUUUCUAAGCAAAAGUUAAUUUUACUUCCUCGAUUUCUUUUUCCUUUUCUUUUUAACAAGUGCACAAUUGACAAGUUGUUGUUUUUUCUUCGCUCUCUCAGUACAUUCACCAAGGUCAAAACAACAGCAUUCCCAGCUAGGGAGAGGUGAGGAUAAUUGGAAAGAAGUCACAAGGAGUACAAACUCGAAGUAAGUUUUUAAUAUUUGUUGAGGACAUUUCGAAUUUAGCUGUGUCGGUAAAACAAACCAUCAGUUAUUGUGUUCGUGUUGUAGGUCAUGUCGGUGUAUCGUUAAAGACUUUGCUUAGAUUUCACAAGUUCUCCUGAACUAUUUGAGGUCCAACAUUGUAUAUCAUUCCCUCUUAGGUAAUCUUUGAACCUCUCAGCCUCUCAUCUACGGCUUCCGAAAAUUUGACAAUCGUUUUCUCUUUUGAAGCCAAAAGGAGGAGAAAGUUUUCACUGAAAUUUUUAUUGUUUUUUUUGUUGCUUCAAUGUGGUUUUUUCUUUUCAAUUACAGGACAGUAAUGUAUCAACUGACAGCUCCCAAUGCAAUAUGUGGGCGUGUCAUUGGUCGUGGAGGGAGCAAAAUCAACUCCAUAACAGUACGUAUCCUGAUCUGUCCGAUAUGGAUCGUCAUCCGUUAUGCAAUAGAAAGCAACAGAAAACUAUUCUUUUUAUUGCUAAUUAUCUUAUCAAUGAUUUUCCUCGCGAAUUGCUCCAAUUAAUCAGUUAAAAACAAAAUUAUUUAACGCUGUGAACCAACUAGAAGCCAGUCAUUUUGAGAUUUUUUAGUCAUUUAUUUAUUGAUUUGUGCCUUGAUGUACUUAUGUUUGUUUACUUUGUACCAUUCCAGGAAGAAUCGGGCGCGCAAAUAACGAUUGGAAAACCAGAACCAAAGAAUCCAACGGACAGAGUUAUCACCAUCAAGGUAUAGAAGGGAUUGACAUGCAGCUUCUCCUUACAAUUUCAAUACGUUACCUAGCAAACUGGUUGUAGGAAUCUAAAAAAGUAUCUGCUCGAAGCUGUAAUGUUGAUCGAACACAAAAUUCCCUCAACCAAUUAUCUUCCAGUAUAGCAACUAGAAGGGAGAGUUACAAUUCAGAUCUUACGAGUUUAAGGGUUAAGGAUUAAAGUUAUCUGUUGUUUUUCAGGGGUCCAAUAAAGCUGUCCAAAGAGCGAAGUUCCUUGUCACACAAGCGUUAAACACGCCUAGUACAAUUGGACAAACGACAUCCUCUGUGUCUACGGCGACCACAUCUAACGCAAUGUCAUCCUCAGACAGGACACAAACCAGCACUUCUCCAGCUCCUGUUCGAGGCAACUAUGCUGCGAUUCCUUCAUCAUCAUCUUCAUCUGAAUGGCCUACCAUUGAACAGGCUAACAACAUGGCCGUACAGGCACCAGCAGCGAAGCCGACCGCUCCUAACAGGAACGACAAACCCAGCGAAGGAACGAAAAGUUCACCAGAGCUUAGCGACGGCAGUCAAGAAGUGUUUGAAGAUGCAGUUGUAGCUUCAGCAGAUGUGGUUGUGAGCGGCACAGAAACAUCCAGUAUCUUUGCAACUUCGACGCCUGUUGUUGCAGACUCUACACAAACCACUUCAUCCGCUUGGAAACCGUACAGACAAUCGUCGCCUCAAAGCAUGGGCGCUUGUACCAGUGCGGUUACAACGAGCGGCAGUAGCAGUAUGACGGUGGCUAGUUCGCAGGAACCAAUUGGCAGGCUGAUGAUAGAAAAACACAAUGGUGAUGUGCCAGCGCCGCACAGACCUUUCCAUUUGCAGGGCACAUCCUGUGUGCAAGCUCAAGCUCAACUCAGAAAUAACCGCUUAAGUGACAUGCAGGGACUGGACCCUGUCACGUUACACGAAAGCUGGGAACAAAAGGUAUCCUUUCUUUGAAGUGUGGCUCCUGUAUGAUUAUACCAAGCUUGUGCUUCUUUGGUCGAGAAGGUGGCACGUGUUUUCUGAAUCAAUGGCCAUUUUAUCUGUAAUCUUUGCUCUUAUCGGCAUUUUCAAACAGAGGCUUAGUGUAUCUACUGAGUAAUUGCUUUAAAAUUGUACCUUUGGAUUUUAUAUGAUAUCAAAACGCCAAAAGAUAAGAAGAGGAAAUAAGAAAGACGAGUAAGGUCUGAGUAGAAUAUCACAGGACUACUAAUGACGAACUUGAAAUUUUUAUGGCUCAAUUUUUUGAAGAUGCACAGUCCCUGUCGGGGCUUUUACAAACUAUAAGAGGGUUCGGGAAAAAGAGACUAACUUUACGUCUAAGAUUUUAUAGUUGUUUACCCGCAAUUUUUAUUAAGUUUCGAAUGAAAUCCGGGAUUGCUUUGGUUUUGUGUGAGUUCGCUCUUCGAUUGGUCAAGAAAAUUUGCGCCUCUCUCUCAACCAAUCCGAGGCAAAACUAAAGCAAACGCGACUUGGUCGUGAAGCUCGGGUAGCCCAGCCGCUGUAAGGGUGAUGAGGCCGCGCUCCUCUCCAAAAGUGAGAAGUUCCUUGCUUUAGUUUGGUUCUACCAUACUUAAUCAAAAGCGCUCUAACAGCUUUUGUGUCGGUUGUUUGUCCCUCAUUAAGGUCUCUUCGUCAUCAACAUCGACGUCAGUGGCAACAGUGUCAAUCAGCACGAGUGCUGUCACGACUGCAAAUCAUCGAGAUCAUCACAUUACACCCGAAAACCCAUUUGGAGUCAUCGGGGAAGUCUCUGUGGCCACCUCAGCUUAUCAGAGUAAUUAUAAUUACUAUCAUCAUCAUUUCUAUUAAUAUAUAGAUUCAGCCAAGCCUAAAAGCGGAGCUCGCAUUUUUUUCCCGCACGUCUCAUCCUUGCCCCGGGACUAGAACCCGGGUCGUCCGACUCGGAGCCCAGUGCACUGACCACCUCUACUGGACAAAGCUUUGGCGUGCCCGAGGUAAUUGACCACGCAUAACUAGCACUUUGUAUUAUCAUCAUUUCCAAAUUUUUUUCUUGAUUAUUAUUUUGUAUAAUUAUGGUAGUAGUGAUAGUAGUUUUAGUAUUAGUAUUAUUGAUAUUAAUGGUAAUAUUAUAAUUUUUUUGUCAUCUUCUGAGCCAUCCCUUUGUGGUGUAAAACAGUUAAUAUCUUUCGAACACGAAGACUGCGAAUCAAACCAUUAAAUUUUGUGUAUUUUGGAGUUUUUUCCUAUGCUGUUAUUCUAACGUCAAGUCUGCUGGUGAAAUCCUAGUGUGUGACCGUUCAAAUGAUUGCUAUUGAGUGUUACCUCCACGGGGGUCUGCGCAAGUGGGUUCUAACUUGUUGUUGAAUGCCUAGUGUUCACCAUUCAAAGGACACUAUCAAUCAGUCAUUUCGUGUAUUUGUAUUCCCAUCUGUUUUGUUACACAAGGUGGUUCUAACUUUUGAAGUUGUUCUGUAUAACCCGAGUGCAUGAUUACUGAAUUGAGAGCUUUUCGGUACUGCUUUUACGAGAGAAGAUUUUUCUUGCUGUAGAAGGCGUUUCUAACGUUUAAGACUGUCAUUGAAACCUCGGUUAAGUUAUGUGCGGUGAUAUGAUUGAGUGAAGAAUGAACUGAAGUCUAUGUAUUUUUUGUCGUAUUGUUAAAAUUUUUCUUCUCAAUUUCAGCUGAAGCUGCUGUUCCCGACUUCAAUUCUCAGCAGGAAAGCUUACUACAGAACAGGGUCUCUUCUUCGUCUGGGGAUGCGACAACUUCCGGUUUAUUACAGUCUCCUAGGGAGAGAAACAAGUCAAAGUUACCCAGUUACUUUAGUUCUUGGGCUUCACAACCGUCAGGUAGAGAUCUUUUUCUUAUCCCUGCGUUUCGUUGAUGCGAUUCGUCUCUGUUUUCCUCCUCUAUGGUUUCUUAGUUUUAGAAGCUCUCGCUAUUUUUUUAUAGGUUUCUCCGACAUAAGUUCAGACAGUAUCACCUCUGGAAGAAAAUUAGAGGUAAUUUUUUACAUUUUUUCUUAUAAACCUUUUCAGAAGUGAUUAUUUUAAACUCAGUUCUGAGAUUAAUCAAGUUGUGUACGUUUAUACCUGAUUAUUGUACCUUGCCUCCACAGGGUCCGCUUCCUGGAAUGAAUAUUUUUACUAGCAGCCUUUUCAGCACUGGGUAGGUUGUUUUCUUUGUUUGUGUUUUUUUAUUACUCGUAUUUUUAUAAAGUUGCUAAAUUUCCUCGUGAAUUUAUUGACGCUACCUAAUCAACCAAUACAGAAAAUCCUGUUUUACCCAUGGCCUCCGUUUUCCCGCCCUUUUCUUUUAUAGCGUGUACUUUGCUUUGAGUUCUGAUUGGUUCUUGUUUUGUAUGUCUGUUUUGAUUGACCUCUUUCGUCGUUUGUAGGUCUCUGUCGUCAUAUCCUUGGUCUACUGGUGAAGAUAGCCGUGAACACGAAGAGCGAGCUCGCAGUAUCAGCUGGUCUGGACAGGUAGAAUUACAAUAUCACCUUCGAUCAUGCAGUAUGAUCGUCUGGUCGAGAGAAGUCAUUAAUUCUUUACCCCCCUUAGAGUGACUGGUACCUAAUUUCUCCUUUCAAUAUCACACCAGAAUCACACAUUGAAGCCAUGAGAAUAAAGGAGAUGAUAAAAAAACUAAAGAAGCUAUGGAAAGUUUAGUGAUUUAUCGAAUGAACGCUCUCCAGCUGAUAAAUUUGUCUUUUUCUUGAACUUGAGUUCACACUCGUUGAUCGCUUCUGGUAUUUAUUUGCAUCGGCGAGAAAGGCCAUUUAUUUUAAACGUAUUGAGAUUUACACUGUGAAGUACAAUCGCUCGUGUCUCUGAUUUGACGAACGAUGUAUUUUCCUAGUCUUUGAAAUGUGUCGGUCAGUAAGAAAACAUCUCAGUAUGUAUGAAAUAAAAACGUCAUACUACUGAAAGUGCUUGAACGAUUUUUAUUCACUCGUUGCAAUGUAUUAGAAAAAACUCAUUCGUUCGCUGCGCUCACUCGUUGGUUUUUUUGUUUUUUUGUUUUUAUGCCUUGCAACUUGUGAAUAAAAAUCGUUCGUGCGCACUUUCCAUGGAAUGAUCCCUAUUUUCUAAGUGAUGUGCGUCCUGUAUAACUCUAGGAUUAGCAAUAUCGAAGGCGCUGUGCCUUGUGUGAUGACACAUCAGGAAAGAUACUGAUGUAUUGGUUGUUGUUGAAAGAACGAUUGUUAACAUUUGUGUAGAGCGUUAAACAAAGAAAAGACUGAAUUUUGCUUUUGAUCUUCAGCAGCAUGAUUAUCAAGGAGAACAUCAAUUCAUUUCACCUGUGAAAGAAAAGUUUUCUCCUUCAUCUCAGAAGUCAGGAUCAGAUGCGGCAACAGUCAACCUGAGGGCGUCUGACCUUCGUGGUGACUCUGGAACCUUCAAAUCACUGUCCUCGGGCAUCUGGGGACCUGUGUCGUCACAGCCUCCGCAUUCCGCAUCCUUGUCGGUUGUGUGCGAUGACAGUACUCCUGAUAAACAGGCUUGGAACAACUCGGACAGCACAAGUAGCAGUAGAAGUAGUAGCCGGCAGGAGCUUUCCUCCAUCAUGGACAGUGACUUACCCCCGAGUAACAACGUAUGGAAUUCGUCCGCGUUACUCGAGGACAUGACACCCACCCCCCAGGAGGCUCAAGGAGGAAUCAAUACGGCGCUGUCAGAUCAGGGUGUACCGACUGGCUCACAGUGGGUCCCAGGCAGAGGAGCUUACAGUGCCCCUUCGUCACCCUCCCUUCCACGUGCACACAAUCUCCCCGAGUCUGCACCCCCUUCUAUGGGAGGACGCCCCUCGGUUGACGACUUCGCUGUGCGGUCGUGGAAUUCCAAGCGGAGGAGUCCACGGUCUUUAAGCAGUAGCGAGCCAUCCACUGCCUGGAAUGAGAACCUUCCUGCUCAACCGAGACGCUCAAGCGUGGAUCUUUCGCAGCCGGGUGGUGGUGAGAAUAGUAUUCCUGCUCAUCCCUGGCAACAGUAUUCGCGUCUACCACAGGGAUACCCUCCUGGCUUGACGAUGAGGGAAAACUGGCGGGAACAGCAAGGUCCUGUGGGCAAUUCAGAGAUCAAUCAACUACUGCAGCGGCUAAGUCUGGAAAAAUAUGUACCCUUGUUUGAAGUAUGGCUUAUUUACUUUUCUUUUCCAUGUUAUAUUUUGUUUAAUUUUUUUAUUACUUUAAUGAUACCAAUUUUCCCGUUUUUUUUUAUCAUUAUUAUCGACAGGAACAUGGCAUCGAUGCAACACGGUUAUCUCAGAUGGUAGAGGAGGAUUUGGAAAAUCUCGGAAUACCAAAGGUUUGCAACAACAAAGCUAUAUGAAUGUCAUUUGUGAGACUCCUUUGCAUGAAGGGUGAGCGAAGGUGAUCUCUGAGUAGUUCCAUGUUAAGCUCUGAUAUUUGUUUGUUUUUAUCUCUUUCCAGGGUCCACGUCUGAAGUUACUUCAUGGUAAGGGACUGUUUGAUUUUUACUGGGGAAUUUAUUUUUCCUUUUUUUUAACCCCUUACCUCCCAUUAGUGACCAAGGGAGAAUUUCUCCUUACAAUAUCAAUACAAUAUCAAGCAUGGAAGUGAUUAGAAUAGAAUAAAAUAUCAACUAGGGGAUUAUUAGUUGAUCCAAUACCAAAUUCUCCAAACUGACAUCAUAAGAAUUAUAUUUCAGACAGUAAAGAGAAUUAUCAAACAGAUCUCAGGAGUUAAAGGGUUCAUUACACUUAUAAGGCUAAGUUUAAUACCCCAGAAAAUCGAGAAGACCUGAUGUUUCAAGCUUUUAUUCUAUGCUGAAGAAAUUUUAACUUCAGUUAAAGAACAAACUGUGACUAUUUGUCGCCAGCGUUACACAGCAGUCUCUUCGAGAACGAAUUAAUUUGCUCUCUUACCGGACUGGUGUAGCAAGGGUGCAUUUGUCUAUAAUUAUGUCAGAAUGGUAGUUAUUGACCGAGUUGUAGAUUAUUGUAUAGAUGUAAAUUGUUGUUCCAAAGGCCGGGAAAACUUAAUGCUGAAUUGACAGUAUUUAUGCAUGAUAUUCAGGUGCGAGGUGGUGCAGUGGAAACAACUUUCAAACCCCAGGAAAUGGAUUUGUGAAGACUGAUCCUCCACCGGCCAUAAUAACUUCGAAUAAGAAGCCCAGCAAAAUGGAACCACAGCCGAUGUUUAACAAUCAUAACCACAUCCUUCCUCAUCACAGUGAUACUCAUCUCUCGCCACUCGGACACAAAAAACAACAGCAAUCCUUGAAACAAACCCUCCACCCCUCGGUACUUCAGACAGCGAGUAACCAUGGAAACCAACAUCUGCUGUCGCUCAUGACGUCACCUGGUCGAGGGCUUAACCCCGCGCAGCACAUUGGGAUGGGAAGUCAUAACCACGCGAGUGGUCACACUCAUGCUGGUAGUCACGCAAGUAAUCUCCCUCCGCGCCCACACUCGGCCUCCGGAAGUAUGACCACCAGUCAGGGCUAUGCACCGGUUGUUUCCCACGGGGAUCAGGCUUUGCCGGGAGGUUACGUCCCGCAACAGGGGCAGUUUGUGAACCACAUGCCGUACACACAGGCCCCGCAAGUAUUUUACCCCGGCGGUUUCUACUACUUUUAUCCACAGCAACAGUAGAUUUUGUCUUCACGCUUAACUUAUUGAUUCAAAUCAUUAUUAUAGCUUCUACGUGGCACUUGUAAUUUAUGAUGUGAACGCGAUUAACAGUUGUCGGGGCUUGUGAAAAAUAACAAGAAAUGUUUAGAUGUAGAUUCAAUAUUUAGCGGAUUGAUGCAAGAAAGUUGGUUGAUGUUCAUGAAAGGAGAUCUCAUUAAAGUUCACUCAUUGAAUGUG
Messenger RNA from Pocillopora meandrina, 21082 nucleotides. The record is from the annotation of a GenBank genome assembly. NCBI's taxonomy places the organism in Eukaryota, Metazoa, Cnidaria, Anthozoa, Scleractinia, Pocilloporidae.